AUGCUAGCACGUUUCCGCUGGGUAGUGACGGCGAUUGCCGUGGCACUCAACUUCUUCGUUUACUUCUACCCGAACUUGGUGAACACGCCAGAGCUGUGCUCAUGGAGGGGCGAGGUGCUUGAGAGUAAGUACCCGAUCUUGAAUAAGAUCUUACCCGUGGAAAACACGUAUUUCCAAACUGCCUUGCUUAAUUUUCCUUCGCUUAGGGCUCCUAGGGAUAGCAGGACACAUGUUGACGGGAAGGUUUCUGAUAUACAUAUGCUUACGUUCGGUGAUCCUCAGAUCAAUGGUAACUGGAAAUCUACCAAGUACAUCAAGAGACUUGAUAACUAUGGGAACGACUACUACUUGGGCCAUAUUUACAAGAUCAUGCAAUCCCGCUUGGAACCUAGCCACGUGGCUGUGAUGGGUGACCAGUUCUCGUCCCAGUGGAUUCUCGAUUCGGAGUUCUAUAAUAGGACUCUUCGUUUUGUGGAGCGUUUGUUCCCCAGAGAUUAUGAGUAUAAGCAGAAUGUGGUCGAGACAUGGGCCAAGCAUGAGGAUUAUGACUGGAUGGGCUGGCUUGAUAGGGAGAAGGUCAUGGAUCCAGAUCACAGGUUCAAGACUAGGCAGUAUAAGGAUACUUAUGACUGGGUACAUCCAGAACAUCAGGAGCUUAACUUGAAGAAUCCUCUUUUCAUUAACUUGACCGGAAACCAUGAUAUUGGAUACAGUGGAGAUGCUACUUGGCAACAUAUGGCCCGUUUCCAUCUUCUUUUCGGUCAGAACAAUUAUGUCAUUACUUACAACAAGGGCCAGCCAGAGGAAUGGCGUAUAGUUGUGCUUGAUUCGCUUACAUUGGAAGGUCCUGCUUUGGAAGAGGACUUUGUCAAUUACACCUGGUCAUUCUUGGAGCAUUUGAAUGAAACCAAUAAGGAUUUCAAGGGCUCGACAGUCUUGUUCACCCAUAUUCCCUUCUACAAAGAAGCAGGUAUUUGUGUUGACGGUCCCGAGCACCGUUAUUAUGAAAACUACGAAAAAGAACCUUACAAGAACGGUAAGCUUCGGUCGCAAAACCACCUUCUUUACGAGACAUCGCAGAAGGUGUUGAAUAUCAUUUUCCCUAACGCAGACAAAGAGGGCCUCAUCUUGACCGGUCACGACCACGAAGGCUGCUCGUCGUACUACAAUUAUCAAAACGACGAGUGGGUUGCAUCAAAAGCCCCAGUGGAAGACAGCAAAAGAAGACCUAUCCACGAGGUGGUGGUAAGAGCCAUGAUGGGCGAGUUUGACGGUCAAACAGGUCUUGUUAGUGGUCAAUUCGACUACAACCACAACGAGUGGAAGUUUGAUUUCACCUACUGUUCGUUUGUGAUCCAGCACUGGUGGUGGGCUUCGAGGGUGGCUGCAUUGUUAGCUGUCUUGGUCCACCUGCUUGCACUCUUGGGAGUUUAG
Molecule: messenger RNA, 1434 nt
Organism: Candidozyma haemuli
Lineage: Eukaryota; Fungi; Ascomycota; Pichiomycetes; Serinales; Metschnikowiaceae
Exons: 1
Coding region: 1-1434 (477 amino acids)
Biological process (GO): GPI anchor biosynthetic process
Cellular component (GO): endoplasmic reticulum
Source: RefSeq, a predicted model, not a curated record